AUGAUUGCGCGCAAUGACGUUUUAUUCACCAAGAGCCCGAGGAAUUUCCACACCAUUUCGGAGAAAAUCAACUACCCCUACGAUUUGCCAACUACCCCAGCGGCAGCAGUUUCCCUCGGAAGAAAAACUAAACUGUCUCAAAACGUCGCAAUCAAAAGAAGAUUUUCAUGGUUAAAAGCAAGAACAAAAAAGGAAAAAAGACUGCUUGCUGUGAUUUUGGCCCUGUGCGGAAUAAGCCUGAUUUUAUUUGCCCUCGCUUUGAUGUUCGCACUGAGAAAAAACGGUUACGACGAAUCAAAGGUGUGCCGGUCGAACAGCUGCAUUGCCGCAGCCGCGAUGCUGCUGCAAAACAUGGACUCAAGCGCAGACCCUUGCGUCGAUUUUUACCAGUUUGCUUGCGGAAACUUCUUGCUGAAUCACCCGAUCCCAGACUCGGACCAAAGCACUGAUUGGUUUCUCGAUCGAAAACUCAGUGUCAAACGCGAGAUAAGAGACACGCUCAUGUUCAAAAAAAGUUCUCCCUUCGAGCCAAUCCCCGUUCGGCAGUUGCGAGGAUUUUUCUCAGACUGCGUAGAUACAGAUUCGAUGGAGCAGAAAGGAAUUCAGCCUGUGCGCAACCUGCUGCGAAAGGUGGAAAUUCCUUCGCUGCCGAGUUUGCUGACAUCGGGGGCGACCGCCGCCCCCAGCUCCCGAUUUAACUGGCAGCGGUCGGCGGCGCUGGCGAAACGGGCCUCAGGGGUUGAUCUCUUCGUAGGGGUGUCCGUCUACCCUGACGCCCUAAACAACACGAGAAACAUGCUAGGCCUCGUGCCGCCCAACUGGCAGAACGCGUUGCUCGCGGGGGGAAACUGGAGGAACAAGGAGAAAAAUAUGUUGCUGCAUGACAGAAAGUACAUUGAGAAGGUUGAACGUUCCCAUCGGCCGAAGAGGUCGCUGUCGCCCCAAAGACAGCAAGCUCAGCAACGAGAGGUGCAGCUGAGGCAAGAUUACAUGAGGCGAGUGGUCGAAUCUGUGAUGGCAUCCGGAAUAGCCAAAGGACCAGAGUACGGGCGGGCCCGAUUCCGGAGGCAAUUGGCGCAAACCCCGGAGGUACAACAGGUCGAGGACUUUGCUCCCGUCGAUUUUGCUACCAAGCAAAUGUAUGCACUCGAAGGAAUGCUCUACGCGGCUAACAACGGAAGUGGCGCUAAUUCGGACUACCAAAUGCUCACGGUCGAUGAACUGCAGAAGCUGACGGACAGAGCAGCAGGGCAAAAUGCAAAUAUCACGAUCAAUUGGGACUUGUUUUUCACCGUUAUUUUCGACGGCACCAACAUCUCGCUGAGUCAGACAGAUCAGAUUCAGGUUUAUGUGCCGUACGUCCAAAAUCUGGCUGCCAUCCUCGCCAGCACUCAGCCAGCAACAGUCGAGGCCCUGAUGUGGUGGCUCCUGGUAGACGCCAGUCUGUUCCACACGACCCGGCAGCUGCGCCAAUUUCGCCUCGCGUACGUCGAGGACGUGACCUACGGCCAGACAGCGCCUUCCAGGUCGAUGUACUGUGCCGGCUUGUCAAACAAAAUGAUGGGCAUGGCUGUGAGCUACCUGUUUGCCACGCCGUCCUUUGUGCGCUCCGCCAGGGAGAAGGUUGGGCAAAUGAUGGACGACAUUCGCUCGUCCUUCAUAGACCGAGUUAACACCCUGGACUGGAUGGACGAGGAGACGCGAAGGGCCACCCUGAGAAAGGUUAACGCCAUGAGGGUGAACAUCGCGUUUCCGGAUUUUUUGCUCACGGAGGGUGGCGUCGAGAACUACUAUCGAGGGCUCGAGUUUGAAGAAGGCCAGUUUUUCUACAACCUGCUCGCCCUCCAGCAACUGCACACGAGAAAUAUGCUCAUCGGACUGUUGAAAAUCAACCAAGAUGAAGUGUGGGCUUCGGACCCGACAGAUGUGAACGCUUACCACACAUUCCAGGCUAAUACUAUAACUGUUCCAGCAGCCAUUCUACAGUUUCCAUUUUUCAACCUGGGCAUGGACGUUCUCAAUUACGGCGCUCUUGGCUCCAUUCUUGGCCACGAAUUGACGCACGGCUUUGAUAAUAACGGCCGAUUAUAUGACGAAAAUGGCAACUUUCGGCCGUGGUGGACGAAUAAAACGGCCAUCGAGUACGAAAAUCGCACUUCUUGCUUCGUCGAGCAGUAUAAUAAAUUUCGCAUUCCAGAACUGCACGCAAACGUGAACGGAAUGCUGACCCUGGGCGAAAACAUCGCAGACAACGGCGGAAUCAGGGGUUCGGUGCGAGCGUACCAAAAGCUUCGGGAGAGAAGCGGUGACGAUUUGCAAGAAUUGCUCCCGGGUCUCGAGUACCUGAUGCCGGAGCAGUUGCUACAUUUAAUUUUUGCAAAUUUGUGGUGCGAGCAAUCCAGUUUCCUCGCAAUGAAGUGGUCGCUGAACGAAGCCCACGCUCCGAAUCGGGCGAGAAUCUGGGGCACCCUGGGCAACUCGCGACACUUCGCCGAAGUGUGGAAGUGUCCUCUGCACUCGGCCAUGCACCCCAUGGAAAAGUGUGAAUUGUGGUAGACAGCCACUUGUGC
Messenger RNA from Cloeon dipterum, 2570 nucleotides. RefSeq names its product endothelin-converting enzyme 2-like. The transcript is spliced from 21 exons. The record is from RefSeq and is a predicted model, not a curated record. Gene Ontology annotation, molecular function: metalloendopeptidase activity. Lineage: Eukaryota; Metazoa; Arthropoda; Insecta; Ephemeroptera; Baetidae. Gene Ontology annotation, biological process: protein processing. Gene Ontology annotation, cellular component: plasma membrane. The coding region runs from base 1 to 2556 and encodes 851 amino acids.